AUGACUCCCCGAAACUACAUCCUGGCUGUCUCGGCUGCUCUCUGCAUUGUCACCCUCCUCUGCUCACAUGGAGCCCCAGUGUCUCCCACGGGCACUCAGCUGCUGCUAUGCCAGUCACACACAAGGUGUGGGGACAAGUUCUAUGACCCCCAGCAGCACUGUUGCUACGACAACGCUGUAGUGCCCUUGAGCAGGACCCGAAAGUGUGGGAACUGCACCUUCAGGGUCUGCUUUGAGCAGUGCUGUCCCUGGUCAUUCUCACACCAGGAGACCUUCGUGGUCAAAGUGAGAGGCCAGGCAUGUUCCUUGCCCCGGUCCUCGGACGACAGGGUUUGUUCCAGUGUCAGCUGA
Messenger RNA from Phyllostomus hastatus (greater spear-nosed bat), 351 nucleotides. RefSeq names its product insulin growth factor-like family member 1. The transcript is spliced from 4 exons. The record is from RefSeq and is a predicted model, not a curated record. Gene Ontology annotation, molecular function: signaling receptor binding. The coding region runs from base 1 to 351 and encodes 116 amino acids. NCBI's taxonomy places the organism in Eukaryota, Metazoa, Chordata, Mammalia, Chiroptera, Phyllostomidae.